UCAGUUGGUUAACAUCGAGCGGUGUGAACAGUCGUGCAUACUCGAUGAGACUCAUUAAGAUUUUCGUCAUUAGGCAGAUAAAAAAUAUAAAAAAUAAAAAAUAGAAAAAUAUGAAGUGCUUAGUUAUAUUUGGACUGAUUGUGGCCAUACUUGCUAGCAUUGCGGGCUAUGGUUAUCUAUUGUUCACAGACCUGACACGUCCGCUGCCCCGGCCGGAGUUUAAAGACGACACGUAUUGGGGACCUGGAGAUGGCAAGAACUAUAAGCCCGAUACGAAAAUCUAUGAUUUUGUUGUGGAUGUGCCACAAGCGGAAAUCGAUGACUUGCGACAACAGCUAAAUCGCACCUUAAAGCUAACCGAACCACUCGACGGCAUUGCCUUUGAGUAUGGAUUUAAUACAAAUGCCUUGGCGCAGUUUGUCGAAUACUGGCGAGAGAAAUACCUCACCAAAUGGGAUGAAAGGCAAAACUAUCUUAACUCACUGAAGCAAUACAAAACCGAGAUACAGGGCUUAAAGAUUCACUAUAUACACGAGCGUGUGUCUGAGGAGGUGGCUGCCAAGAAGAAUGUCUAUCCGUUGCUGCUGCUCCACGGCUGGCCUGGAUCGGUGCGGGAAUUUUAUGAUUUUAUACCCAUGCUGGUUAAAGAUCAAAACAUAACUGAUAAUGCCUUUGAAGUGGUUGCGCCUUCUCUUGUUGGCUACGGCUGGUCGGAUGCCGCCACACGUGUGGGCUUCAAUGCCGCUGAAAUGGCCACUGUCAUGCGUAAUCUGAUGUUGAGAUUGGGCCACAAGAAAUUCUUCAUUCAGGGCGGCGACUGGGGCAGCAUUAUUGGCAGCAAUCUGGCCACACUCUAUCCGGAUAAUGUGCUCGGCUACCAUUCCAAUAUGUGCAUUAUGAACACUCCACUGUCCAUUCUCAAGGGUAUCUACACCCAUUAUUAUCCGGAUAAGGUACUCAAGUCACGCAUGUUCCACGAUCAUCAUGUGGGCAUUUGGGAGCAGUAUCAGGAGCUGUUGGUUGAGAGCGGAUAUUUCCACAUACAGGCCACCAAGCCGGAUACCAUCGGAGCUGCACUCAGCUCCAGUCCCGUGGCACUGGCUGCCUAUAUACUCGAAAAGUUCCAGACCUGCACGAGUCCCAGCUUAAAGCAGGACUUCGGUGCCAUGGUCACGAUCUUUGGUCUGGAGGCUGUGCUCGAUAAUCUAAUGAUCUAUUAUCUGAAUAAUGCGGCAACGACUGCUGCACGUUUCUAUGCAGAGAAUACGUCGAAGACCUAUCGGGAUCUUCAGCUGGAACGUGUGCAAACUGAUGUUCCCAUGGGUUGUUGUCGCUUUAGGUUUGAUUUACCCGCUGCAUCCGAAUGGCAGCUGAAGGACAAAUUCACCAAUAUAAAGCAUAGCAUGUAUUUCCAGCAUGGCAGUCAUUUUGCUGCCAUGGAAAUGCCAUCCAUGUUGUAUAAUGAUUUUACGACAUUUGUUCAAAAAGUUGGACUACAAACUGAAUGAAACUGAAUAAAUUUGUUUAAAAAGUAACAAACUAUAA
Messenger RNA from Drosophila hydei, 1545 nucleotides. It is a transcript of the gene Jheh3, whose product is annotated as juvenile hormone epoxide hydrolase 1. Bases 111 to 1508 code for a protein of 465 amino acids. NCBI's taxonomy places the organism in Eukaryota, Metazoa, Arthropoda, Insecta, Diptera, Drosophilidae. Gene Ontology annotation, biological process: epoxide metabolic process. Gene Ontology annotation, molecular function: epoxide hydrolase activity. The transcript has 3 exons. The record is from RefSeq and is a predicted model, not a curated record.